Cucumis melo (muskmelon) is the source of this 1901-nucleotide messenger RNA. RefSeq names its product E3 ubiquitin-protein ligase SDIR1. Lineage: Eukaryota; Viridiplantae; Streptophyta; Magnoliopsida; Cucurbitales; Cucurbitaceae. Bases 856 to 1683 code for a protein of 275 amino acids. The transcript is spliced from 9 exons. The record is from RefSeq and is a predicted model, not a curated record.
ACUACGUCGUUUUUGAUCAUUCAACUCCUUCCUUUUACCAAAAGCCUGCCAUAGUUGGAAGCCAAGCCAAAGACGGGUCUUAAAGCAACUCAACGCGUCCGAGUCACCUCCCUCACUCGACUCGCUCCCUCAUCUUCUCCGUCGCCACACCCAAGCCGAGUGUUUUUUUUUUUUUUUUUUUUUUUUUCGUUCUUCACAUAAUUUUAAGAGACCCCAUCAUCGGAACUUUUCGAUUCAAAGCAAACCUUGUCGUUUUUGGACCUACACAGUUAACCCCAUUUACUCGAUUUUGUUCCGUAAGUCUCCGAUUUCCCUUAACAAUGAUCAUUCUUGUUAGAUUAUUUGCUGAUCCCUGUUCUCUUAUACCUACUGUUUCUUCGUAUUCGGUUUCUGGGGUUCUUUAAUUCUGUCUGAUUGUUUUUUCACUUGUUUAACUGUCAUCGGAGCUUAUAGUUAUACGGCUGUAGAAUUGUUGUGUUGUCUGAAUCUGUUCAUCGAUUGAUAUUUUCGCUACAUUUGAUUAUCGGUGGGACUUGGCUGUGAAUGUCGAAAAUUGGGGAUUUAGAUGAAAAUAAUUCGAAGCUGAUCUGGUACCCAGUAGUUCUGAUUUCGAAGUUGACAAUUUGCAUUUUAGUGGAGACCUCGAUCUUUUAGAUAUUGGGUGUCUGUAUGCACUUGGAGUUUGAGUGCAUUCAUCUUACAGUCCUUUGGUUUCUUUGGAUGCCCAAAUGCGGGGGAAAUGUCUUGUGUACUUCUGGAUAGCUUUUCACUUUUCAGACAAUGCUGUUCCUUUCCUUGAGGGUUUUCAGGUUCACAUUACUCUGAAAUCAACUAGCUGUUGCAACUAUUGCGGACAUGAGUUUUGUCUUCCGUGGAACGAGAGUUCCAGACAUUGAAAAUGGUCUGUCUGGAUUUAUACCUGAAAGGCGUGCAAUGCGGGUUCAUGCAGCACGUCCUGUUAACUCAAACUCACUUGCCUUUCUUGUCACGGUCCUUUUGCUAUUCAUGAUAUUAAACUCUCACCAGAUGUCACCAAACUUUCUGCUCUGGCUUGUGCUUGGUGUCUUUUUGAUGGCUACAACAUUAAGGAUGUACGCAACUUGUCAGCAACUUCAGGCUCAAGCCCAAGCGAGAGCUAUGGCAGCCAGUGGUCUUCUUGGUCACACUGAAUUAAGGUUACAUAUGCCACCAUCAAUAGCACUUGCAACUAGAGGGCGUUUACAAGGGUUAAGGCUUCAACUUGCUCUGCUAGAUCGGGAAUUCGACGAUCUAGAUUAUGAAACUUUGAGAGCUUUGGAUUCUGACAAUGCUCCGACAACACCUUCAAUGAGUGAGGAACAAAUAAAUGCUCUUCCCGUUCAUAAAUACAAGGUUUCUGGUCCUCAAAGCGACUCCUCUGUGAAUCAGCAGGCUUCAUCUUCAGAAUCUAAUGAGAAGAGACAAGAUUCAGUUAAUGCAGUUGGCAGUACCAAGACCUCUGAGGAUGAACUCACAUGCAGUGUUUGCUUGGAGCAAGUAAAUGUUGGUGAACUCAUACGUAGUUUGCCAUGUUUACAUCAGUUCCAUGCCAACUGCAUAGAUCCGUGGCUGCGACAGCAGGGAACGUGCCCUGUCUGUAAAUUCAGAGCAGUAUCCGGAUGGUCAGAACAGGGGCAAGGCGAAACCGAUGCUUAUAUGGUUUAGUCCUGGAUGCACAGCAAGUUAUCAAACAAUGCUUGAUGCCUUAUUAAAAGCAAAGGAUAUGGGCAGACAUGGUGUAAUUAGGUUUAGGGUAGGGAUUACAGAAAUUGGAGUUGCCGUUUUGUAUAUCUUUGAACUUCUGACGAGCCAUUAAUUGUAUUCUUGAAGUUGAUCGUUUGUGAUAUAGUCUCUGACCAUUGUGAGUGAGGAGAAUUUUGUUC